GUGCUUCCGUUGUUCUCCUUUCAACGUUCCCCGUCAAGGAUAUGCUUAGCAAUAAUAGUUCCUAACUCUUCAACAACACUACAGACCAGUUAAAACAACGAUAACAUGUAGCAUAUUCAUUUUUUAACGUGGCUUUUAAAAAGAGGUUUGGUGAAAACGCAUGUGUAUUAAAAAAUAUAUUAUCGAAAUGAUCUGUUACUGUAGAGUGGAUCAGGGGUUUUGCAGGUUCACUCCCCUACCUACUUAAUAGUAUAAACAAAAAUGGCGGUGUACAGCGUUGAUGGGACUUAGAACUAAAGAAGUAGAGGCUUCAAUAUAAGGCUGGAGGAUGGAGAGUAGCAGAAGUCUGUUCCUUUGUGGCCAAGAAGAGGAGCACAAUCCUCUUCAAUGCCCACCCAAAGCAUGUCUUCUAGAACCAGCAGGAACAGCACUGGGCAACAGCUCUGUACAGAAUAUCCACUGUGCCAUUGACACUGCUCUGCUUCUGGAGAAAAGUGGAAGCACUACCACAACAGAGAUAACAGAAGUGUCAGUGGAAACUGAAGGACUGUACCACUGUGAAAAAUGCACCCAGAACUUCCCCGACAGCAACCUUUUCUCUUCUCAUCCUUGCCUGGUACCCAUCUGCUCUCGGAUUGCUGAGCCCCUGACCACAGUGGAAUGGGCAGAAACGACCCAAUCAGAGACUUUCAAGUGCCCACAGUGUGGUGAGGCUUUCCCCCGGCCCAGCGCCCUGAAAAAACACUACAGAGCACACCGAGAUGAGCCUAGUAAACCCGUCUCCUGCUCUGAGCCCGGGUGUGGGUUUGCCACCCAGGACCGACAGCAGUACCAGAAGCACCUGCGCUCUGUCCACUCGCUGCAGCUCGUCCCCUGUGCCUUCCGUUCUUGCCGCCUGGCGUUCUCCACCCUGGAGGAAAUGGAGGCUCAUCGACGCGGCCACUUCCCCUUCCACUGCACGCGCUGUGACUUUGUCACCACCAGUGCCAAGCAGCUGGGGGAGCACUCUCGAGGACACAAGCCCUCCAGUCCCGCUGUAGAAGAGGAGAAUUCUGACCACACGGAGGCCCUUCCAGUACAGGAGAUGGAAGCGAAUCUCAGUGAAGCAGGACAAGAUGUACCAGAGAAAAGCACGAGAUCCCUAGACAAGGUCACCAGCUCGACUGAGGGAGAGGCGGAAAAGGAGGUUGAAGGAGAAGGCCAGCAGAGCCAGAACAAGGGUGCAGCAGAGAAUGAGAAGGAGCCAGGAGACAUGACAGUCCCAACCACAGACUCUAAGGAUCGGCAUUUUAAAGGGCACAUAGCCAAAGGAAUGGAACACCUGUAUCGCACCCACAUUUGUCCAGAAUGCCGCCGCUGUUUCAAGAAGCGCACCCACCUGCUGGAGCAUCUCCACUUGCACUUCCCUGACCCCAGCUUGCAGUGCCCCAACUGCCAGCACUACUUUACCAGCAAGAGCAAGCUGCGCAUCCACAUGCAGCGGGAGGCUGGCGAGAAACUCCACCGCUGCCAUCUGUGUGUGUACAGCGCGGUCGAGCGCAAUUCCCUUCGCCGGCACCUUGCCAGCGUCCACGGUGAGGAGGUAGAGGAUAACUUCUACUCAGAUGUUUACCCUUGUCCCACCUGUGGAAAGACGUUUCGACUGAGCCAAGCCUUGAAGGCCCACAUGAAGUCUCACCACACGUCAUCUGAAGUGCAGGCCCUGGUCUGCUUCAAGGAGGGCUGCCUUUUCAAGUCUGUGGAUAAAAAGGAGUUCCAGAGGCAUGCGAAGGACACCCACGGGGUUAAGGCUGUGGAGUGUCGACACCACGCCUGCAGUGCCUUUUUUGGCACAAAGGAAGACAUGGAGGCCCACUAUCGUACACACCUGGCUUUCCACUGUCCGCAGUGUGAUUUCUCCUGCUCCAACAAGAGCAACUUUCAACGCCACAAGCGCCAAGGCCACCCCGGCAGUGAGGAGCUUCGCUGCAACUUCUGCCCUUUCACCUCCUUCAACCCCGUGGAGUUCGGCGAGCAUGUGAGCCGGCUGCACGCCAACGAGAAGAUCCACCACUGCUCCCAGUGCAGCUUUGUCACUGCUCACAAGCGCGUGCUGGGUCGACACAUGCUGCUGCACACUGGUGAGAAGCCCCACAAGUGCAAACUGUGUGAUUUCAGGUGCCGGGAUGAAACUUAUCUUUCGAAGCACAUGCUAACACACUCGGAUGAUAAGAAUUAUAUGUGCUCAGAAUGUGGCUAUGUCACCAAGUGGAAGCACUACCUAAAUGUGCACAUGCGGAAACAUGCAGGUGACCUGAGGUAUCAAUGUAACCAGUGCUCAUACCGCUGCCACCGGGCAGAUCAACUAAGUAGUCAUAAGCUCCGACACCAGGAAAAGUCCCUUAUCUGUGAAGUGUGUGCUUUUGCCUGUAAGCGCAAAUAUGAGCUUCGCAAGCACAUGCGAAUCAAACACUCCCAAGAAGGCGACUACCAGUUACCUCUCUUCCAGUGCAAGUACUGCAGCUAUCACACACACUACCGUCAGGCUCUUUUUAACCAUGAGAACUGUAAACACACGCGGCACCGUGAGUUUCGUUGUGCCCUAUGCUCCUACUGCACUUUCAGUAGCACCAGUCUGUUUCUACAUAAGAAAAAGGUUCAUGGUUAUGUGCCAGGAGAUAAAGAGUGGCUAGAGAACUAUGCUCAGAGAGAGAAGGAAAAUAACACAGCAGAUGUUCAGCAGAAUGGCUGUGAAAAGCAAACUAUCUCUUCUGAUCCUGUCUUAAGUGAGCGUAAUAUUGUGACGCCAGAAGUACCUGCUAGCAUUGAGAGAGAUUCCAACCAUCAGUUGGGGAGUUCUGGACUUCCUGCAAUGCAGGGUAUAUCAGAUGAUGGUUGUGACUUUGAAAACACUAGCAAAACUCCUUCAGAUAUUCUAAAUCAAUGCAGUCAAGCAACUCCAACAAUAACCGGUUCAGAACAACUGUGCUUGGAAGGGUAUAUUCAUGCAAGCCAAGAAAAGUCACCUAAUGUUACCCAAAAUGAUUGUCAAGAAGUGUCCAUCACAGAUAUCUGUGAGAACCAAAGAGUUAUUGUUGAUGAAGAGGAGUGCUGUACAUUGGUUUUGACUCAUAUAUCAAGUAUUGAAAAUGUGACCUCAGAGAAGACCCUUGUUGAUCCCAAAUUGUCAUCUAUUGAAGGGAUUAGAGCACCACUAUGUAACAGACUAAAUGAAGCAGAAGAAGAUAUGGUGUUGGCAGAUUGUGAGGAACAAAGUGAUACUGAAGAGAGUGAGGUGCCACCAAAAGAAUUAACAGGGCUGAGAGAAAGUGGUGACAGACUGGAGCAAGGCAGGACUGUGGAUGGUACAAUACAUGCGAUUUUGAACGGCCAUAUUUCAGAAAGAAAAGAGAAAGGUGGGUUGUUGUCAGAACCCAAAGGCAGGGAGAAGUUGGAGGUUUCUCAGUCAGAGUCUAUUUUGAAGGCUUUGAGAAAGCAGGACAAGGAUCAGGCAGAAGCAUUAGUCUUAGAGGGCAGGGUACAGAUGCUGGUUGUUCAGACUAAAGCAUCUGUAUUCCGGUGUGACAAAUGCUCAUAUGUUACAUGCAAACAGACAUCCCUGAACCAGCACUGUCGUUCAUCAUGUCGAUCAAGAAAGGCUGUGCUCAAGUGUAGGGACUGUGGUGUGGUGUUCAAGCAACAGCGUGGUCUCAAUACACACAGACUUAGGAAGUGUCCAGUCAUCCUUAAAAAGAACAGCCGGUUUCUUCACCCACGUCGCACUGGACAGUUGGUAGCUAAAAAAUCAGAAGAGGUCAGUUUAGCAAAGAGUCAAGGUGGACAACCAAGACCAGCAGAGAAAGAGCAACUUGAAAGAAGUCCAGACAGUACUCCCAACAAUAUGAAAGCCAGUCAUGAUGUUGAGAUGCAUUCUGAACACACCAGGGCAAAGGAGAUACCCAGUUGCCUAUCUCAAGACCAUGUGGUUUCUGUUGGUACCCAAGGCAACACAAACAUGCUAGAUGGACCAGGCAUUGAAGACCGCAGCAAAGCACUCCCUUCAGAGGGUGAAAGUAUAUCUGUGAGUACUGAAAAACAAGAUUCUGCACUAACAUUUUUAACCCUACCUAAAGAGAUAGAAGUUUCAAAGGGCUAUCAACAAGAAGGUGGAAAAUACAAGUGUAAAAACUGCUCUUUUACUUGUUGCCGACUUUCAACCAUAAAUCGUCACUGUACAGCAUGCUUAAACCGCAAAUCUGCAACCAAGGUACUCUGUAGCCCAAGACAGCAGAAGAAACUUAGGAAUUUAGCUGAGGUUGAAGAAGAUGAAGCUGGUAGUAAUGCAGAUGAUUAUGAAGGAGAGGAGGAAGAAGAAAUUGAAAAGGAUUUUAGAACAAAGAUUGGCCAUCGCUUCUCCUGCUCCUCCUGUCCAUUUGUGUGCCAUCAGAAGAGAGCACUGGAAAGCCACUGUAAACGUGGCUGCCUGAAGCCAAAUGAGAUCCAGUGCCAGCUUUGCUCAUUUGUGGCCAAAUCUAAAGAAGCUCUUGACCGACACAGAGUAAUUCAUGGUAAAAAAAGCCUUUCAUCUGCCAUAGAGGGCAAGCGGCCACGUCUCCAAUGCGAGUUCUGUGCGUUUACCUGUAAGCAGAUUCGCUGCCUGAAUCAGCACGUGGCCCUGAAGCACGAGGGUGUGAAGCCUUACAGAUGCCAUUUCUGUGACUUCAGCACAACACGCCGCUACCGUCUGGAAGCCCAUGAAUCCCUCCACACGGGAGUGGGCCGCCUUUCCUGCGAGCUAUGCAGCCAGACUUUCGGUACCAAGUCCAAGCUGCGGCUGCACCGGCAGCGCGUCCACGAGAAGCAGCCCACUCACUUCUGUUCGCUCUGCGACUACAGUGGUUACAGCCUGAACGACGUGAGCCGCCACAACCUGAGCUGCCACACGGGGGAGCUGAGUCACGCCUGCCUGCACUGCACGGCACGUUUCAGCUCAGAGACAGCGCUGAAACAGCACUGUCACAGGCAGCACCAAGACCCCACCAACCUGGCGUGCCCUCAGUGCGACUUCACCUGCCACAGCCAAGCCACCCUCAAGAGCCACCUACUUCGGAAGCAUCCCCAGCUUGAGUGCCCCACUUGCCAGGUGAUGUUUGAGACCCGAGAGGGCCUCGAGGAGCACCGCAAGACUCACUUCACGCAACGAUGCCCGCUGUGCCCCUUCGCUGCUCGAGAGCGCCAGCUCUUGGUUCAGCAUCUCCUAGAUGAGCAUGAGGAAGGUCCCCCUGAAGAGAAGCCCUUGAAGUGCGCUGCCUGCGGCUUCUCCUGUCGCCACCAACUGGUCUUCGAGCAGCAUGUUCGGUCUCAUGGUGGCACCCGGCUCUACAAGUGCACUGACUGCCAGUACUCCACACGGAACCGUCAGAAAAUCACCUGGCAUAUCCGCAUCCACACCGGAGAGAAGCCAUACCACUGCGAGCAGUGCAGCUACGCCUGUGCUGAUCCAUCUCGCCUAAAGUAUCACAUGAGAACUCAUCAGGAGGAGCGGAAGUAUCUUUGUCCAGAGUGUGGAUACAAAUGCAAGUGGGUGAACCAGCUGAAAUACCACAUGACAAAGCACACAGGUGCCAAGCCAUACGUCUGCGAGGAGUGCGAUUACCGCACAAACCGCGCCGAUGCCUUGCGCAUACACCGAGAGACUCGCCACCGCGAGGUGCGUUCUUUUAUUUGCGAAAAGUGUGGCAAAGGCUUCAAGACCCGCUUUCUGCUUAAGACCCAUCAGAAGAAGCACAGCGAGGAGCGGCCUUACGUGUGCCGUGUGUGUCAGCGCGCCUUCCGCUGGCCAGCGGGCCUCCGCCACCACUACCUCACCCACACCAAGCAGCACCCAUUCCACUGCCUGCACUGCUCCUACCGAGCCAAGCAGAAAUUCCAGGUGGUCAAGCACCUCCAGCGCCACCACCCUGAGCAGCCCCUGGAGCAGAGUAUCGGCAAGGACCCCGGGCCCCACACUGUGCCCCUUCAGCAAGCCCGUCUGGGGGUGCUGGAGGAACAUUUGGGAGCAGCCACGCAGGAGUCUGAGGAGGUACAGCAGGAGCCGGGAGAGGGAGAGGGAGACAUGGGCCGGUAGAUACUUCUGUCCGACACCGUAAGGUCUCCAGUCUGACAUGGCAUACAGCAGAACAUGGAAUUCUUGCACCACAUCAAAUGGUUUCCUUAACCCGUAAUUUAUUGACUAACAAGGAAACCUGAGAAAAGUUUCUUAUGAAGGUUCAUGGAUUGAAAAGAAAGACAAAUGUCUGUGAGAAACAUUACCCAGUCAGAAAUAUCAAGAUUAUACUGAUUAAUAUCAAAUAUUGAUUACUUAUGAUCACAAAUUUGUUGCUUAUUUUCCUUUGGUUGGAAUGUUGUUUUGACUGUAUAACUGCACAGUCUCUUGGUCCUGCACAUAAAUAUAUGAGAGAGUCCGUCUGCAAAAAAACUGUUUUUUCUGCAUAACAUUUACAGUGUUCCAUUUCUCCAGGAUGAUUGUGGAUAGGUGAGACAUAAACAAGCCUGUAAUUUGAUAGGAAAUUUAUACCAAAGCAAACAUGAGCUUAGUUUGCAAAGCAACAGAGUUGCAACCAACCGCAUUAAUGGGUUUUUACAGAAUGUGAAAGUAAAUUAAAUAGACUGACAAUUAUUAAACAAAGUAUUUUUUGUACUUUGUGUUGUAUUUGAAAAAUAAAAUGAAUGGAUUGUGAUAUUGCCCAUACAGACAGUGUGCGAUGAACAAAAAUCUGGUUUGACAUUCGCAUUAUUGAAUUCACAAGUAUGUGCCUACAUGGGACGUAAUACUCAUGCUAAUCUUGUUGAUUUUUCUGUUUUAUUCAGUAUAGUAUAUUACAAUUAAAUUAGUGUAUUAAAAUAAGGUCAACAGAAAAAUAAAUUAUCUUGUUCUAGCUAAGAUUCAUUGUUUGGUGUGGUACAAGGAAGGCAAACAGUAGCAUUGAAUCGUUACACUAGAAAAUGUCACUUGAAGCAGUGUUGAUUGGAAUAUGGUUGAUCGGAGUUCCACAGUACUCUUUAGAUCAUCAUGAUGCCUGAACUGAGGUUUAAAGUUACAACCCUUUCUUAAAGGGAAUAUGUACAACAUAAAGUAUCGGAUACAUUAUAUUCUAAGAGGCAUGAAAAAUAUAAUGGAUAUUUGUUACAUUACUUUCCCAGAACUAUAUAUUCAUACAGUAAAUUAUUAGUGAAAAGUUUAAUUCACUUCGUUCCUGAAUCUGUUAACAAAACAUGAAAAUCACAGCUUUAUGACACUUUAUCACAACUAUAGCAAUGUUCAAGUUACUGCUCCUGUGACUGUGAGCAAAACAAACAGGGGAAAACGUUCAUUAAUCAUGGUUGCACCAUAAUGCCACGAUUGCCACAUAGAAAGGAAGAGGCCCUUGGUAUGCUGAGAGUAGGACACUUUAGGUAAGACUCUGGUCAACAAUAUCAUGUCUACAGUCUUGAUACUUUCAGAUGUGUUCAACUCGAAACCAAGUGUAGCCAUGCAUCACCAUGCCCUGCACAAUCUGCUCAGUAUACACUGAGUGAGGCAUCUUCAGUAUUGAUAUUGUCCCGUAUCCCAGAUUGCCACAGAGACACCUGAACACCACCGUGGCCAGAUCAGAUCCUGUACAGUAACACAGUAGCUCCAGAACGAAGGCAGCAGAGUCUUGUGUACUAGACUUGAAUCCAGUAGAACACCUAUGGGAUGCACUUGUUAACUUUGUGCAUCAUUGGAAUUUACCACCAUGUGCUCUUGCUGAGUGAAAUAUAAUUUCCUAAAAAGAAGUGUUCUUGUAAUGCUGAUACCACAUUUUAGACAUCAAAUUGCAUAAUGGGUUUGAACAUUGUUUUAUUAGUGCCCCCUCAGUGUAUAGCUCAAUAUAGUAAUAUUAAACUUUACUGCCUUAGAGUGUAAGUGCUCUAAUUACUGUGCAUGUUACUGAAUAAUCCAAAACCUGAAUGUUGAGUUAAAAAGUAAAAAUUAUUUGUUUUCUUAGGGUCAGUCAUGGGGUUCUACAAAUAAACCUGGAAUCUUAAGUUUACAUUACCAAAAGAAUCCGAUAUGUACAGUUUUGUUAACCACUUCACAACCCUUUCUAUCAUGUAAUUGUCAUAACUAUAAAUUAUUUAAUACAAAAAUAAAUGUUGUCUAAUAUCUGCUGUACUGUAUAUAACCAUCACUCUGCUAUAAUGUAAAACGAGAGUGCAAUGUUUAUUAAAAUACAGUGGUUGUUUUGAUUUUUGUGCUACAUUCCCUGGCCUUCAUAAUCAUAUUUGUACAUAACCCUUUUGUUUUGCAGUAUUCUUGUUCAUUCCUUGUAAUUUCCAGUUUUGUCCAAAAUAAUGUCUUGUAUUUCUUGGAGUUGUGAAAUGUAAAUGAGUGUAGACUGUCACCAGUUCCAAAGUGCUCUAAUUUUAUUACAUUGAUGUAGAACAUUGAUGAUGUAGAAUAUAAAAUGAAGAGUCCAAUUCAUAAGUGCUAGCAGCUGGACUAUACCUUCUUUUAUACUCUUUGGACCUGAAUCAUACUGUAUAUCACAUUACCUUCUGCUUAGAGAGAUCUAAUCACUUCUUCAGACAACCUAAGAGUUACAUCUUGUCAUUCAAACUGCUGCUCAUUUCACAGCUCCUUUUCUGUCAGCCGUAAUGCAGAAAACUAUUUCCCCUGAAAUUCUCAUUUAUUUGCAGGUGGACAUGGCAUAUGUAAGUAUACAUUUACAGGCAAACAAAAUUAAAGUUACCUUUCUAAAACAACUGCUGUAAAAAAAGAAAUAUAGAUCACUUAUUAAAAUACAA
Molecule: messenger RNA, 8808 nt
Organism: Lepisosteus oculatus (spotted gar)
Lineage: Eukaryota; Metazoa; Chordata; Actinopteri; Semionotiformes; Lepisosteidae
Gene: znf142
Product: zinc finger protein 142
Biological process (GO): positive regulation of transcription by RNA polymerase II
Cellular component (GO): nucleus
Source: RefSeq, a predicted model, not a curated record